This is a messenger RNA of Eurytemora carolleeae, 1284 nucleotides long. RefSeq lists its product as uncharacterized. The record is from RefSeq and is a predicted model, not a curated record. Bases 160 to 1107 code for a protein of 315 amino acids. The transcript is spliced from 10 exons. Lineage: Eukaryota; Metazoa; Arthropoda; Copepoda; Calanoida; Temoridae.
AGAGAGUUAAGAAAUCAGCUGGUCUGAGUUCAGUGUAUACAAUCUACACACAUUGUUCACUGUUCAAUCUAGAGUGUUUAUUUGACCCUUUUAUCUUCGUUAAAGUUAUUAUUUGCCUUUCCCAACUAUAUAUCUACUUUACAAGUCAAUUUCUCCAGAAUGGUUGUAAGCCUGAAAUGGAGAGGAAAGGGAGGAGAUGUAAAGAUUGCUGGAGAGUUCAACGGGUGGGAACCCAGCCCUACAGAUAGGACACAUGACAUGUGGCAGGUCAACCUGGACCUAAAACCGGGCAGGUAUGAAUACAAGUGGGUAGUUGAUGGAGAAUGGCUAUUGGAUGAAUCUCAAAGAAUAGAUACUGAUACGUCUGGGAACAAAAACAAUAUUCUUAUCGUGGAAGAAGGAUGUAAAGACCAGAAAGAAGAGGAAGGGAAAGCGGAAGUCCAUGAAGAGAUGAAAGAGAAGAUUGUUGAUGAAGAGGGAGAGGGGAGCGGAGAUAGUGAUAGUUGGGAGCGUGUUAGUGUUGGAGAUUGUUCAGGAGAAGAUCUCGCUAAUAAACCUGAACCCGGAGAACCCAAACCUGAACCCGGAGAAACCAACCCAACUCUGGUCGGUUCAACCCCAUCCGUCCAACCAGGGAAGAAGGAAGUCAAUAUAGAACGAGUUUUCAGUCCUGGAUCUGAAUACAAUGCUGAGAUGAAUGAAGGGGAGAAGGAUGAGUAUAUGGUUGAAUACUGGGAUACCCUCGACUAUACCCUCAUGAAGGAGGGACUAUGGCUCAAGCAGAUCAAAAACAAGUGGAUUCUGAGGAGAUUGGACAGGGCGGGGGUUUCUAGUGUAGAGGAUAAAACAGAAAUAGAAAAAUAUCUUUUUCAAGCAUUGGGAAUCCAGAAAACCUUGGAAAGUUAUGUCUCUGACAACUUAGGAUGUAACAUUCAAUUUAAUGGGAGUACACACAGAUACAAGUAUGACGAUGUUACUGUGGAGUGUAUACAAGAGGGGGACCUACGUACAGUGUCACUCAGGCUACAAUCUGAAUUAUGCCCUGGAUUGAAGAAAAUCUACGAAACCGCUCGACAUCUUGGCUUGGAGAAGUUAAACCUUGUGUAAUCAAUAGAUCUCUCUUGCAAUCUCUUCUCAAGAUUUUUGAGUUGGUUUUUUUCUCCAGUUUAAAUAAAAUGGAGAUCUAAUGUUUUUCGUCCUAUUGUUGCGCUCAAUUGACUAUUUACUUGAAUUUAAGUUUUUAAAUGUUUUUAUAUUUUUAUGAAUAAACCGCUUUUAUUUUUG